AUGUCCUCCGGAGUUCCUACUCCUCGCCGCCAGGGCAGCCAGAUCGACUCGCCUGGCAUCCGGACGCCGCGUCGUCAGGGCAGCCAGUACGAGACCGGUGGUGUCCGGACGCCUCGUCGCCAGGGCAGCAUGUACGAGUAUAACAAGCCCAUCAAGCCAUUGGAGCCGCCCAAUGUCCUCGACCACUACAUCGGUAUCGACGUCGGUACCGGCUCCGCCCGCGCUUGCAUCAUCGACGAGGCUGGCGACAUCAAGGCACUGGCGGCCGAGGACAUCAAGCUCUGGAAGCCCGAAGUCGGUUACUACGAACAGUCCACCACAGAUAUCUGGCACUGCAUCUGCCAGUGUGUCCGCCGCGUCGUGGGCGAGGCGGCCAUUGACCCCGACUCGAUCAAGGGCAUCGGCUUUGACGCCACCUGCUCGCUCGCCGUUUUCCACACAGACACGGACGAGCCUGUCACCGUGACCGGGCCCGAUUUCUGGAACGAUGGCGAGGACCGCAACGUCAUCCUCUGGCUCGACCACCGCCCCGAGGAGGAGACGGACAAGAUCAACGCCACCAACCACAAGCUGCUCAAGUACGUCGGCGGCAAGAUGAGCAUCGAGAUGGAGAUCCCCAAGGCCCUGUGGCUCAAGAACAACAUGCCCCCCGAGCUCUUUGAGAAGUGCAAGUUCUACGACUUGACGGAUGCGCUCACCCACCUGGCCACCGGCAACGAGGUGCGCAGCUUCUGCAGCACCGUCUGCAAGCAAGGGUACGUGCCCGUCGGUGUCGAGGGCAGCGAGAAGGGCUGGCAGGAGGACUUUUUCGAGGAGAUUGGUCUGGGCGACUUGGCCCAGGACAACUUUAAGCGCAUGGGCGGUGUGCACGGCGUGAACGGCAAGUAUGCCAGUGCUGGUGACCAUAUUGGCGGGCUUUGCCGCACUGCCGCACUUCAGCUCGGUUUGCCCGUGGGUAUCCCCGUGGGCAGCGGUGUCAUCGACGCCUACGCUGGAUGGGUCGGUACUGUCGGCGCCAAGGUCAAGCUGACCAGCGAUGAGCUCAACCCUGAUCAACCCCACAACGACGUCUCCCAGGCCUUCUCGCGCUUGGCGGCCGUUGCUGGCACCUCCACCUGCCACUUGGCCAUGUCGAGGAACCCCGUGUUUGUCCCCGGUGUCUGGGGCCCUUACCGAGACGUGGUCCUGCCCGAGUUCUGGAUGGCCGAGGGAGGUCAGUCGGCGACGGGUGAACUGCUGCGCCACGUGCUCGACAUCCACCCCGCCUACAGCGAGACCCUCGCUCUCGCGCGCGCCGAGGACAAGCACCUCUACGACUUUAUGAACUCUCACCUCGAGUACAUGCGCGAGCAGAGGGGGGCGCCCACCAUCUCGUACAUGGCGCGCCACUACUUCUUCUACGGUGACUUUUGGGGCAACCGCUCCCCCAUCUCGGACGCGAGCAUGCGUGGCGCCAUGAUCGGCAUCGACAGCGACAAGAGCACCGACAACAUGGCCAUGUGGUACUAUGCCACCAUGGAGUUCAUCGCCAUGCAGACGCGCCAGAUCAUUGAGCAGAUGAACAAGGCCGGCCACCAGAUCUCGUCCAUCUUCAUGUCGGGCUCGCAAUGCCAGAACCCCAUCCUGAUGGAUCUCAUCUCCACCAUCUGCCAGAUGCCCGUCCUGAUCCCUCGCUACGUCCACGCCGCCGUUGUUCACGGCGCGGCCAUGCUUGGUGCCAAGGCGGCCAGCCACGCCUGGGCCCUGAGCGUGCCUGGUGCUGAGUCUGAGACGCUGUGGAGCAUCAUGGAUCGCAUGAGCAAGACGGGUCGCAUCGUCGAGCCCGGUCGGAACGAGAAGGAGAAGGCUCUGUUUGAUGCCAAGUACGAGGUCUUCCUCGAGCUGUGCAACAGCCAGCAGGCCUUCCGCAGCAAGAUCGACAAGGCUGUCGGUAGCUGGGAGCCGCCCAUCAUGUUCGGCUCGACGUCCAAUUCCGGAGGAGGAGGUCCCUUUGGCGGUGCCAACCAGAACAAACCGGCCACCGGCGGUGGUGCGCCAGCAAGCAGCACUGGAGGAAGCCUCUUUGGAUCCAGUCAGACGCUGGUCAACACGCAGGCUAACACUGGGCUUCCACGCUCCAACUUUCUGAAUUCCCAGAGCCAGAACCAGAGCCAGAACCAGAACCAAGGCUCGACCGGUCUUCUCUUUGGUCAAUCGACACAAACCCAACAACCAUCAUCACAGCCGACGAUGAGCCUCUUUGGCGCCUCGACUAAUAACAACACCACCUUGGGCUCGUCCAUGGCGCAACCGAGCAACCAGAGCAACACCUUCUCAAGCCUCAACCAGUCCCAGCAGCCGUCUAAUGGCCUCCGCGCUUCGACAAUGCCUGCGGGUGCCUACUUUGACAGCCUCCUCGCCAAGAGCCAGAAGGCAGGUGGUGAGGGCAAGAGCAACAUGGAGGACCUCCCCAGCCUCGAGCUCGGCCUGGGCGACCUGCGUCAUCGCCUGCGCAAACUCCAGUCGAAACCCAGCGAGCGAACCCUCGACGGCAAGGCGCACUAUCUGCUCGCCGGCUCGGGCAGUGGCGCGCCGGUCGAUGUCGAGACAUACCUUUCGAACCUGCAGACCAAGACCACGCUCGACAUGAUCGCCGAUGGGCUGGAGCGCUCUGCCAGGGACUUUGACAACUUUCUUGAGGAUAACGUGACGAUGGAGUGGGAGGCGCAGAGGAAGCGCAUCUAUGAACACUUUGGGAUCACGCCGCGAGAGGACAGUGGCGCCAGCCGCGAGUCACAGGCUGGCUUUGGGCGAUCGUCACGGCGUAGCAAGGGCCCAGGUGGGAUGUCCAAGGCCGGGAGGAGCAGUAUGUUUGGCAAGUCGGCUGCACGCUCCGUCAUCGGCGCCCCCAGCCGGAUUGGAACGCAUACGGCUGGCUUUGCGGACGUGGAGAGGUCCGUCGCCGACGCAGGUCCUUCGGCCACCCGUGCCAUGGACGAUCGGGCCACCCGUGACAAGCAGGCAAAGCUCGCCGAGAAGGUGCGCAACCUCAACGCCUGUCGUCUCUCGGAUCGGCCAUUCCCCAUCCUGGCUGAGCUGGCCGACGUGACGAGGAAGUCCACCGAGUCGCAUGCUGCGCAUGUCCACGAAGCGUACCUCGCCAUGACGGAGAUUGUCAACGAGAUCCCCAACGCGGCGACGUUUGUGAACAACGCCACGGCCAAGGAGCGCCAGUACGCGGAGCGGUACCUGGACCCCGACACCAACUCGCAAAACGCGGUCCACAUGAGGAAGCAGAUCCUCAAGGGCGCCAAUCGGUUCUUGGAGACGCAAUUCUUGCGCGAGGUGGAGGCUCUCAUUGCAAAGCAUCCGCAUGAGGCAAAGCUGGGAGGUAGGCCCACCAUCACCAGCAAGAUCAAGGCGUACGUUCGUCUCCGGGCGGCGAGAAAGGACCUCGUGCCGGACGGCGUCGAGCCCACCUCCAUGGAGGUCAAGCAAGAAGGGGGCCACAUGGAGCGAGAGUACGUCUGGGCGGUGGCCUUCUACCUACUCCGCUCCGGCCACGUCAAGCAAGCGUCCGAGUACUUUAGGAACAACUGGGAGAUGUUUAAGAGUCUAGACCUAGGGUUCCCGCUGUUCGUGGCCAGCUACGCCACGAGUGAGGACAGGCGACUCAGCAGCAAGAAGGCCGCGGUGGACUGCGCGAAGCACUACGCCAACCUGCUCAAGAACAAGGACAUGGUGGAUCCCUUCCGUCUGGCGUGCUACAAGGUGGUCGGCCGUGUCGACCUGAGCGACCGCAACCUCGACGGUCUGAACACGGACAUCAACGACUGGAUCUGGCUGCAGUUCAACCUGGCGCGCGAGACGGACAAGACCAUCGAGAUGGCGGGCGAGUCGUACGGCCUGGCCGAGGUGCAGACGACGAUCCGCGAGAUUGGCCAGAAACACUUCCCCAAGGGGCCCGGGGAGAACAAUAACGGCAGCUUUGGCAUGUACUUUUACCUCCAGCUGCUCUGCGGCCUGUUUGAGGAUGCGGUCGCCUACCUGUACCUCUUCUCGUACGUGGACGCGGUCCACUUUGGUCUCGCGCUGGCGUUCUAUGGACUGCUGCGGCCCAGCGACGCCAUGUCCGAGUCCAACGACUUGAGGACGUACAGCACCAAGAACCUGCCGCAGAUCAAUUUUGGCCGGAUGCUCGGGUACUACACGCGUGACUUCCGAGCCGCCGACGUGGUCUCUGCGGUGGACUACCUCACGCUCAUCUGCCUGAACAGCGAUCUCGGUGGUGAGGCGGGGCGACGACACUCGGAGCUCUGCCACGAGUCGUUGCGCGAGCUCGUUCUCGAGACGAGGGAGUACAGCAAGCUCAUUGCCGACAUUCGACCAGACGGUCGCCGCAUCCGCGGCGUCAUUGAGGAACGGGGACGACUCAUCGACAUUGACGGCGAGGAGCAGUUUGUCAACACGGUCACGCUGCAGGCGGCCAGCUUUGCGGAUGAGAACGGCCGGACGACGGACGCAGUGCUGCUCUACCACCUGGCGGGCGAAUACGAUACCGUCGUGGCUAUUGUCAGUCGUGCACUGAGCGAGGCGAUUGCGCAGGAGAUUGGCGAGGAUCCCAUGCGUCUCAUGCCCGUCAAGCCACGCGCUGUGGGCGACGCGGAGGCACCGCCCGGCAGCAGCCUGAGUCUCGCGGCCAUUGACGACCCCGUCGAGCUGGCGAGGACGAUGAUGCAAAUCUACGAUCAGGAUGCCAUGUACUCGAACAAGAUCAUGGGCCCAACGAGAGAGGCGUGCCACGUGCUCUUGCGGAUGAGCACGAUCAAGACAGGCAUGGAGCAGGGACAGUGGGCCAACUGUCUGGAUGCGAUCCGCGAACUCGAGAUCCUCCCUCUCCAGGCCCGGGGCGACCCGAGCGCCAUCCGCGCCUACGCCGCCAAGUUCACCGGCCUCCCGCAGCCGGUGGCCAUCAAUGUGCCCAACCUGCUGCUCUGGACGAUUGCGUGCUGCACCCGCCAGCGCGCGACCCUGUCCCGGGACGGACAGUACAGCGGGAACGAGGGCACCAAGCGGCAGAUCCUCGAGCACCUGCGGCAGAUUACGCUCGACUUGACGACGUACACGAGCCAGCUCAAGUACCGGUUCCCGCCGCACCUGCACGAGGCGCUGGCGCGGGCGUCGGCUGUUGAUAUCCCAUGA
Molecule: messenger RNA, 5181 nt
Organism: Emericellopsis atlantica
Lineage: Eukaryota; Fungi; Ascomycota; Sordariomycetes; Hypocreales; Bionectriaceae
Product: Nup93/Nic96-domain-containing protein
Exons: 10
Coding region: 1-5181 (1726 amino acids)
Biological process (GO): protein import into nucleus; carbohydrate metabolic process; poly(A)+ mRNA export from nucleus
Cellular component (GO): nuclear pore
Molecular function (GO): phosphotransferase activity, alcohol group as acceptor; structural constituent of nuclear pore; kinase activity
Source: RefSeq, a predicted model, not a curated record